CACUAAAAUGAUGUUCAAAUCUUUACACAAACUGCAAAUCUCUCUCAUUUCAUCUAUAAUUGAUUCAACCUGUAAGGUAAUUGCUUAAUUGGUUAUAAUUAAUGAAUUAAUGAUUUAGACAUUGAAAUAUGACAAGGUUGAUUUGGUCUGAUAAAUUAACUCUGCACCAAGGGCAAAGCAAUCUGACUUCUUUCAUUAUAAAUUUAAUCAAAUAACGGGUAUGAAUCUCAUAAGCUCAUUAUAAAAAAUUACUUUCCCUCCAAAAAUCCCCUUUUUCCUCCAUUGAACUAGAAAGGACAUAAAACAGUGCGGUAAACCAGAGACCCCUUUCAAUUCGUUUUCUUUAAUCUUUUCAUGGCACCUUUCAAGAACCUUGUCACUGCUUUCUUGAACAUCUCAACAACUCUCCCAUGCUCUUUCUCAACACCAAGAACCUAUCUUUUAGCCACUUUCUUUUUCCUUCUCUUCCUCUCGACUUCACUUACCAACUACUCUUCCUCCUUCACCGCCUCUGCUCUCGCUUCUCGCUUUCUCUUUGCAGCAAUGUACAUCUCUCCAUUCUCUUCAAUCAAAUCAUCGAACACAUGUCUCGUCUCGGACUUGCAUGACAACUGCACGCUCUCUUCUGUAACUGCAAUGGAAAGAACUCGCAGGAAUUCAAGAAAAGAAGAAACUGAUGUGAUUUCAGGCCUUAGUUCUUGUGAUAUCUUUAAUGGCAAGUGGGUUCCUGAUGAUUCUGAUCCCAUCUACCAACCUGGGUCUUGCCCAUUUGUCGAUGAUGCCUUUAACUGCUUCAAGAAUGGAAGGCCUGACAUGGGUUAUCUUGGAUACCGAUGGAGGCCACAUGGGUGCCGAAUUCCAAGGUUUGAUGGGAGAAAGAUGUUGGAGAUGUUGAGAGGUAAGAGGUUGGUGUUUGUAGGAGACUCAUUGAAUAGGAACAUGUGGGAAUCGUUGGUCUGUGCAUUGAGAGAAUCAUUGAAGAACAAAAGUAGAAUCUUUGAAGUUUCUGAUAGGCGAGAGUUGAGGACUCAGGGGUUCUACUCUUUCAGAUUCAUAGAUUAUAACUGCUCAAUAGAUUUUGUUAAAUCACCAUUCCUCGUUCAAGAAUGGAAAGCCUCAGACAAGACUCUAAGCCGAAAAGAAACAUUGAGGCUAGACAUGAUCCAGGGAACUUCCACCAAGUACCAUGAAGCUGAUAUAAUUAUCUUCAACACAGGUCACUGGUGGACUCACCAAAAGACUUACAGGGGGAAAGAGUACUUCCAAGAAGGGAGUCAUGUCUAUAACAGGCUGCAAGUGACUGAAGCAUAUACCAAAGCUUUGAGGACUUGGGCACAAUGGGUUGAUGCUAAUAUCGACAGUAGUCGUACUAGGGUAUUCUUCAGAGGAUACUCAGCUUCUCACUUCAGGAAAGGGCAAUGGAAUUCAGGGGGGCACUGCGAAAGCGAAAGGCAGCCAAUGACAAAUGACACUGAGCUUGCUCCAUAUCCAUGGAUGAUGAGCAUUCUUGAAUCUGUUAUAUCAGAAAUGAAGACACCAGUGUUUUAUCUCAACAUUACCAAAAUGACCGACUACAGAAAAGACGGGCAUCCUUCCAUUUACAGGCAACCUGAGAUCAGAAGAACCCAUGGGAUGAUUCAGGACUGCAGCCAUUGGUGCCUCCCUGGUGUUCCUGACUUCUGGAAUGAGCUUCUUUAUGCCACUCUCCUAUUAUCACACCAUGAUUUGUCAAUUAACCACUAGAGUCUGCAAAUGCUUGUAUACCAAAUUCUUUUUUUCUCCAUAGUUCAACCUUGGUUGAAAGUUCAUUUUCUACAAAUCCCAUUUCUUUUAGUCCCACUUAGACAAAAUUUUUCUAACACUUAAAUAAGGCCAAGUUUGAAUUUUAUUGUCAAUAUUUUUGAAUAUAAGUGUUCUUGUGUGAAUAAAUACAUUAACCAUUUUCUUUUUUUUUA
Hevea brasiliensis (rubber tree) is the source of this 1955-nucleotide messenger RNA. RefSeq names its product protein trichome birefringence-like 4. The coding region runs from base 355 to 1743 and encodes 462 amino acids. Gene Ontology annotation, molecular function: O-acetyltransferase activity. Gene Ontology annotation, cellular component: Golgi apparatus. The transcript is spliced from 5 exons. Lineage: Eukaryota; Viridiplantae; Streptophyta; Magnoliopsida; Malpighiales; Euphorbiaceae. The record is from RefSeq and is a predicted model, not a curated record.